AUGGACUUAUACCUUGAGCAGAUCAACUCCGCGGCCCAAUUGAUCCGGGCUCAGCUUCUGGCCACGGAUGGCCAAGAGGACAAUGCCUAUGAAACCAGUAUCGCUAGCUUCUUCUCCAGGUCUACGUUAGAAGUGAAGGGUGCCCGCAAACGAUUGCACGAGGCGCUCUCAGGAUUGCAGCGGAUUUCGACUGGGCCAAUCGAGUUGUGGGAGCAAAUGACGCUGAACCAUCAAUACUUGAGUUGUCUUCGCUGGGUGCUACAUUUCAAAAUACCUACUAUCAUUCCAACAAACAACGCAGUUCCUUAUACCGAGGUCGCGAGGAUAGCCAAUGUUCCAGAUCAUCAGCUCCGCCAUGUGGUUCGAAUGCUCAUCACAAACGGUAUCUUUGCUGAACCGAGUCCGGAAAGCAUGACCCAUUCUCACCUGUCCGCGAAACUUGUUGCUGGCUCCUUGUACCUGGACGCUCUUCAUUUUCUGACUGAAAUAACGGCUGCUACAACGUACCGCAUGGCAGAGAUGACGGCACAAUACCAUGGGAGCGAAAAGCCCAAUGAAACAGCUUUCAACAUUGCUUUGCAGACAGAGCUACCUUUUUUCGGCUAUCUGAGUCAGAACCCUGACGUAGCAGCCAGGUUAGCGGCAGGGAUGAAGGUGCUAGGGAGCCAGGACGGAACCCACACGAGGCACCUAGUCAAUGGGUUUGGAUGGCAGAAAUUGGGAAGGGCCAAGAUAAUUGAUGUUGGUGGCUCAUCGGGCCAUGCUUCGAUCGCUCUGGCAGAGGCAUAUCCAGAUCUCACAUUCGAAGUUCAAGACUUGGCCGGGGUGAUAGCCAAGGCAAAAGAGACACCACUGCCGGCAGCAGUCGCAGGCCGUAUAACGUAUAGGGUGCAUGACUUUUUCCGUCCGCAGCCCGCAUCCUCUUCAGAUGCUUCUGUGUUCCUGGUGCGGUUGGUUCUACAGAAUCAUUCCAUUAGCGCAGCACAAGCCAUCUUACGCAACAUUUCCUCUGCUAUGGGGCCUGGCGCAUUUCUAUUGAUCAACAAUACCCUUCUGCCCAGGCCUGGGAGUGUCGGGCUGACGGAGGAAGCUCUGGAAAGAGCGAGAAGCCUCUUCAUGAUGCAGGCAAUGAAUGGGAUGGAUCGCGACGAGGUUGAGUUUCAUGGUCUGGUAGAAGGGGCCGGAGCUGGUCUGAAGAUCACAGAGAUCGUAAGCCCGGGUGGUGGGGCCAUGGCCGUAAUCAUCGUUGAGAAGAAAAUAGAAUAG
Exophiala aquamarina CBS 119918 is the source of this 1266-nucleotide messenger RNA. RefSeq lists its product as uncharacterized. The transcript is spliced from 3 exons. Bases 1 to 1266 code for a protein of 421 amino acids. The record is from RefSeq and is a predicted model, not a curated record. Lineage: Eukaryota; Fungi; Ascomycota; Eurotiomycetes; Chaetothyriales; Herpotrichiellaceae. Gene Ontology annotation, molecular function: O-methyltransferase activity.